AUGGCUGAAACUCAACCACUCCAAUUUAGUAGUGUUCCAACACCGUCAUCUAAUAAUUUAGCUACUCCGUCAAGAAGAGGACAUUCACAUAGGAGGUCAUUCGCAGUUUCAGGAGAUUUUGAAUUUUUAAAACAACCUCCAAAUGCGUUACCUGGUACUAAUUCUAGUUCAGUUCCACCUUUACCAAGAUGUAUAUCUCCAGAACCUUACACUAAGAACAAAAAUAACUUGAACGUUAAUAACUUUAAUCCACAUGAUUAUGAAAAACCUAAUGAUGUAUCCUUCUCAAAUGUAUUAACUCCCAGAAAGAUCUCAAAUGAUAUUUCAUCACCUAGCCCUAGGUUCUUUAUUAGCGAGGAACCAAGAUUUACAUCUCCCGUGAAAGGUGUUCCAGAUGCUAUCAUUAACUUAGAUGAUGCCUUAAAGACCAAACCAAGAUCAUUUAAAUCACACAGAAGAUCUGAAUCUGCACCUGCAGAUUUAGAAGUUGCCAUCGAUUUUAAACAUGCAAGAUCAAUUCCAGAUUUUAGAAUCGAUGAAGAAGAAGAUGCUACUGAUCUUCUAGAGAAUGCUAAUAAUGAUUCUGAUGAUUCCAAUAACAAUAAUAUUAAUAAUGGAAGAAAAUCAGAGAUGGAGGCACGUCCCAAUAGAAUUACAGAACCAACACCAUUUGGCCUUAUGUCACCGCUACGACCAUCAUCACCUGCAUUUAAGAAAAAUUAUGAAAUGAAUGAAACUUCAAGUUCCCCAACAAAAUUAAUUUUCCAUCAACAAAGUUCUGGAGUUUAUUCAAAUGGUUCAAAGACCGACCAAUAUAAUUCAUUAAAGAUAAAGAGACAAAAACAAAGAUACUAUCAUUAUACAAAACAGUUACCUACAAAUAAUAUUACUGUUAAUACCCAAACUCAAGCUCUUCAAGAAAAGAAAUCAGCUACAUCGUUAAUCUCAGCAACGUCAAAGACUCCUGUGACAAUGGUGACGACACCAUCAAAUGCAAUAAACUCUCCUGUAACACCAUUAUCUAGUAAAGAAUUUAAUCCAACUCCCACUAAUUGUAACAUUAUCAUUAAUUCCGAUAAAUCUACAGGAAAUAAUACAAAUAUUAGUAGUUCUGGUGGAAGUACAUCAUCAAUUUCAAAUCUGCACGAACAAAGAAGAGCUAGAAGUCCCGAUUUUUUAGUUCAUCAACAAAUCUACCAAAAAUAUCCUUCUUUAAAUAACCAUAAUUCGAAUAAUUUGGGAUCUAAAUUUAUUAGACGUAAUAGUGGACCUGCAAUACAGUCAUCUUUUAAGUUUGAAAGCAAGAGCUAUGAUAUACCUUUAAAUGACAAAUAUAAUGACCCAUAUAAUGAAGAUACAUUGGAUGAAUAUCCAAUUAAUGAAAGAUCUGUGACGCCGAAGUUCGGAGAACGUUCCUUGAUGAAACAGGACUACAAUCGAUUACAAAAAACUGAAUCUCAUGACACCAAUAAUUCGUUAAAUGCAACAAAUGGUAAAAUGACUUUAUCAAUGGAUAUCUUAAUGGGUGAACCUGGAGACACCGUUGAUUUAUCUAAUAAUGGAAGUACAGAGAUUAUCAAUGGAGUCCAAAAUAUUAGUAUAACAUCUCCAAAAAGAUCUUCUAGUGGCAUUAAAUCAAUUAACGAUGCUUCAUUAUCAAACAUUGAUAAGGUUAACAAAAAAAUCUCCAUGAAAAGUGCAGAAGAUUUAAAAGUUGUUGGUGAAACUAGAAGUGCUAGUGAUAGUGUUAUGGAGAUGAAAUCCAAUCGAUUACAAAAUAACUCAACAACAAAAAUAAUGAACAACAGUACUAAUAUAACGAUGACUGGUAAGAAAAAGCGGUCUAAGUUGAGUAUCUUCACGAACUUAUUUUCCAAAUAA
This is a messenger RNA of Maudiozyma saulgeensis, 1881 nucleotides long. The record is from the annotation of a GenBank genome assembly. NCBI's taxonomy places the organism in Eukaryota, Fungi, Ascomycota, Saccharomycetes, Saccharomycetales, Saccharomycetaceae.